Molecule: messenger RNA, 1461 nt
Organism: Xenopus tropicalis (tropical clawed frog)
Lineage: Eukaryota; Metazoa; Chordata; Amphibia; Anura; Pipidae
Gene: vim.2
Product: vimentin, gene 2
Exons: 3
Coding region: 58-1182 (374 amino acids)
Molecular function (GO): structural molecule activity
Source: RefSeq, a predicted model, not a curated record
UUGUGCUAUUGCCUGUUCACUUCUGAAAUCACAAAGGCCAAGGUCACUAUAGGCAAAAUGAGAAACACUUCCUACUCUCAAAAAUCUCUGACAGUCAAUGAAUCCAGCAGGAUGCGCGGCCAAAGCUCUUCUGGUCAUGAUAACCUUGCUUUUUCGCAAGGCCAGGGAGGGAUUAAGCAGACUGUAGAUGAAGCCAUUCCUAAGGUCUUCGUUUAUCGGCCAAAUGAGAAGGAAGAACUUCAAGAGCUGAAUAACCGCUUUGCCGGCUACAUCCAUAAAGUCCAUUCUUUGGAGCAAAAGAACAAGGCCCUGCGGACUGAGACUGAGGAGCUGACAGCCCGCUUGAAAGAAAGGGGUCCUGGCAUUUCAGAUGAGUACGACAAGGAAUUCAAGGAGCUGAAAGAGCUGAUUGAGAAGUUAACCAAAGAAAAGGGCAUGGCAGAAAUCGAGAGGGGAAAUCUAGAAGAAGAAAUUGAUAUCUGGAAUGCAAAGUGCGAUGAAGAGCUAAUCCUUAAAGCGGAAGCUGAACAGACCCUGAGAGAAUUCCGUCAGGAUGUGGAUGACGCAACCAUUCAGAAACUUGAACUGGAGAGGAAAGUUGAGCAGCUGAUAGAUGAGAUCGAAUUCCUUAAAAAGCUUCAUGAUGAAGAAGUGGCUGAUUUACUAAGGCAGAUCGAGGAAUCGAAGGUCUCAGCAGAACUGGAUAGCAGUCGCCCUGACCUGGCUGCAGCAGUUAAGGCAAUACGUGCUCAAAUUGAGCAGGAAGUCACCAAAAAUAUCCAGGAUGCAGAGAAGUGGUACAAGACCAAGCUUGGUUCCCUAAAGGGACAGGUCUCCAAGAAUGAAGAUAAGAUGAAGACCAUCAGGGAGGAUAUCAGCAGGUACUCCUCUCAAGUGUCAGAUCUACAAAGUGAGAUUGAUUCCUUGAGGUCCCGCAAUGAAGCUUUGGAGAAGCAGCUUGAGGAUAUGGAGGAACAGCACCUGGAACAAGUGGCGGCCCUGCAUGAAAUCAUCUCUCACCUAGAGGGUCAGUUACUAGAGACCAAGGCUGACUUAGCCCGCUAUCUGCAAGAUUACCAGGAUCUGCUCAACAUCAAGAUCAAGCUGGAUGCUGAGAUAGCAGUCUACAGGAAACUGCUGGAAGAAGAGGAACAAAGGCUUGGAAUUAAGACUGAAAGCUAGGCCCACAUUGAGACGACUGAAGUACAAAAAGGUCAAAACCAGCUCCACUGUUUAAUCACAAUGAAGCAAAUUGGGGCGCAUAAAGAAUAAAGACUGAACCUGCAAGUCAACGUCCCCCCGAGUGUUCUACCAUUCUGCUACAUUAACCCUUUCCCAUGAUACCAAUGCUUGCUUUAUAGAGGCCGUCGGGGCAGCAUUUUCCACAUUUAUUUUCAUGCAUUAUUGUGCAGAUGAUUCAAUACAUUAAACCUGCAAAUAAAAAAUGUCUGUGCAUUUGAA